GCUCCCCUGUUAGCAUACCUCUUAAUAGUCAGGCAAGUUCGUAACUCAUCAUGGAUUCUGGCAAGUCUCACUAUCCUGUUCUGGCGCUUGCCAGCGCCGUCCUCGUCUUCUGGUAUAUCGCAACUUACCUGCAACGGAAAUGGACCCAACGCCGCAUCGCCAAAGCGAAUAACUGUCAGCCGCCGCCCGCCUACCCUCGGAAAGACCCUUUCUUUGGCAUCGACUUUAUUCACGAGCAGCUGAUCUACGCUAGGAAGCACAAGCUUCUCGAGCGCAUCGUCGAACGCUUCAAGGAGAACGGCAACACCUUUCAAACCCAACGACUCACCACCCCAAUUAUCGUAACCUGUGAGCCGGAAAAUGUCAAGACGGUCCUCUCACUCCGCUUCAAGGAUUAUGGCCUCGGUGGCCGCAUCAAUGCGGCCGGUCCGCUUUUGGGUCAUGGCAUCUUCACCACCGACGGUGAGCAUUGGGCGCAAUCGCGUGCCAUGGUCCGUCCAAACUUUGUGAAAGACCAAGUCGCCCAUCUGGAUAUCUUCGAGGAACUCAUGGACGAUCUGCUCCCGCUGAUCCCCGCGGACGGCGGUACCGUUGAUCUACAGGAGCUGUUUUUCGAGUUCACGAUUGACUCGGCGACGGAAUUCCUCUUUGGGCACAGCGUGUACAGCCUCAAGAAGCGGCGCGCUGGGAUUCGCGACAGCACGGAACAGGACUUUGCGGGGGCAUUCAAUUAUGCACAAGAGGCCAUUGCAACAAACCUACGACUGGGGAAGCUCAGGUACCUCCGUCGCGACCGCAAGGCAGAGGAGUGCAACCGGAUCUGUCAUAGGUUAGUGGAGCAGUUUGUCGACAGCGCACUCAGGGUGCGAGGGCGGUAUGAUGAAGAGAAGGCGCUCGCGGAAGAUGGCCACGGCACGAAAGAAAAGAGAAAAUACCUCUUCCUCCACGGGUUGGCCCAGCAGACAGGCGACCGAAAGCGCAUUCGUGACGAGCUCAUGAAUGUCCUCCUGGCCGGACGGGAUACCACCGCGUCUCUGUUGAGCAACAUGUUCUUCAUGCUGGCAAAGAACCCCCGGAUAUGGAACAAAUUGCGCGAAGAGGUUGCUAUCCUGCAAGGUCGCGCGCCGUCGUACGAGCAACUGCGUAACCUAACGUACCUCAAAUACUGCCUGAACGAAUCUCUUCGCUUGCACCCGGUUGUCCCGGCAAACGCGCGCUUCGCCCAUACCGACACGAUCCUUCCCGUUGGUGGCGGACCAGACGGCAAGUCGCCGGUUUUCGUACCCAAGGGCUGCACCGUUGCAUACCACGUCUAUGCGAUGCAUCGUCGCGAGGAAUUUUUCGGCCCAGAUGUCAAUGAGUUCCGCCCCGAGCGUUGGGCCGACAUCCGGCCGGGAUGGGAGUAUCUCCCGUUCAACGGGGGACCGCGGAUCUGCGUUGGCCAACAGUAUGCGCUCACGGAGGCGGGAUAUGUUACUGUGCGACUCGCGCAGAAGUUUUCCGUGCUUGAGAGCAGGGACCCGGGGCCAUGGGAGGAAGGCUUCACACUGACGCUUUGUUCGAGAAAUGGGACGAAGUUGGGUAGUACUUCAUAUCUGCAUUCCGCUGAGGAACUCAAAGAUACCCAGUUUAUGCUACCCAGUGGCCCAUCUACGACUGACGUCUCCCGAUUAGAUCUUAAUAGACUUCGCGCGCUUGAGAGUCUAGACCAUGGAAACCUUGGUACCGACGCCCCAGUGGCUCGUUGGGCCGCUCGACAGGCCUUAUUUUCCAACACCUGCAACCGGAUCCGAAGAAGGACAAUGGAUGUCUCACUCGAUCAAGGUUCUGCUGGCGAUGCUGUGAUGUGGGAACUACUGCAGGCUCAACAGGGGUAUGGACGGGAUAGACCUGAAGCACCUCACGAAAUGGGGUCGUACAGGUCGCCAGGGCCGAGGGAGACGACAGGGAAAGGACCAGAAGGACAGAGGCUGAGACACGGGAUUCGUGGGCGUCGACAUUGCCUAUAA
This is a messenger RNA of Aspergillus ibericus CBS 121593, 2009 nucleotides long. RefSeq names its product cytochrome P450. Bases 51 to 2009 code for a protein of 652 amino acids. The record is from RefSeq and is a predicted model, not a curated record. The transcript is spliced from 5 exons. Gene Ontology annotation, molecular function: iron ion binding; heme binding; oxidoreductase activity, acting on paired donors, with incorporation or reduction of molecular oxygen, reduced flavin or flavoprotein as one donor, and incorporation of one atom of oxygen. Lineage: Eukaryota; Fungi; Ascomycota; Eurotiomycetes; Eurotiales; Aspergillaceae.